Molecule: messenger RNA, 1145 nt
Organism: Camelus dromedarius (Arabian camel)
Lineage: Eukaryota; Metazoa; Chordata; Mammalia; Artiodactyla; Camelidae
Gene: PNMT
Product: phenylethanolamine N-methyltransferase
Exons: 4
Coding region: 207-1058 (283 amino acids)
Cellular component (GO): cytosol
Molecular function (GO): phenylethanolamine N-methyltransferase activity
Source: RefSeq, a predicted model, not a curated record
UGCUGCCAUCGGACGGGCGGGGCUGGAGCUCCGCUCUGGGGCCCCGGGGCGACCGUGGUUGAGGAGAUGGAUGAGGUGAAGGAGAUACAGCGCGCGUGGCCCCGGGCGGCUCAUCACUCAGCAGCCGCCCCCGCAGCGGAGGGGUCGGGGCGGGAGUCCGGCCAUAGAUAAAGGCGAGCGGGGGACAGGGCGGCCGCAGCAGCAGGAUGAGCGGGGCAGACCGGAGUCACGCUGCAGGAACGGCCCCCGACCAGGACCCCGGCCGGGCGGCGGUCGCCUCGGCCUACCAGCGCUUCGAGCCCCGCGCCUACCUCCGCAACAACUACGCGCCCCCUCGGGGCGACCUGAGCAGCCCGGACGGCGUCGGGCCUUGGAAGCUGCGCUGCUUGGCACAGACUUUCGCCACCGGUGAGGUGUCUGGGCGCACCCUCAUUGACAUUGGUUCAGGCCCCACCAUAUACCAGCUGCUCAGUGCCUGUGCCCACUUUGAGGACAUCACCAUGACAGAUUUCUUGGAGGUGAAUCGCCAAGAGCUGGGGCUCUGGCUGCGAGAAGAGCCGGGGGCCUUCAAUUGGAGCGUGUACAGCCAGCAUGUAUGCCUCGUUGAGGGCAAGGGUGAAUCCUACCAGGAGAAGGAGCGCCAGCUGCGAGCCAGGGUGAAGCGGAUCCUGCCCAUUGAUGUGCACCAGCACCAGCCCCUGGGCACUGGGAGCCUGGCGCCCCUGCCUGCCGAUGCCCUGGUCUCUGCUUUCUGCCUGGAGGCUGUGAGUCCAGACCUUGCCAGCUUCCAGAGGGCCCUGGACCACAUCACCACACUGCUGAGGCCUGAGGGGCACCUCCUCCUCAUCGGGGCCCUGGAGGAGUCGUGGUACCUGGCUGGCGAGGCCAGGCUAGCAGUGGUGCCGGUGUGUGAGGAGGAUGUGAGGGAGGCCUUGAUGCGUAGCGGCUAUGAGGUGCGUGAUCUACGCACCUACAUCAUGCCUGCCCACCUUCGGACGGGUGUAGAUGAUGUCAAGGGCAUCUUCUUCGCCUGGGCCCAGAAGAAGGUGGGGCUGUGAGGCCCCAGUGCAUCCAGUGCUGUCAGCCCUCACCCACCCAGAUUCCCUAUUAUCCGAGGUGGCAACUAAUAAAAAAUUAAGUCCCUU